AUUUUCUACUUCUCACAGCCUCUAACGAGUGAUCCCCACACUCAUGGCAGGGAUUUUGCGCUCAGUAGUGCAGAGGUCCCCAGGCAGACUACAAACUGUGACAAAAGGUGUGGAGUCUCUCGUUUGUACAGAUUGGAUUCGUCACAAAUUUACCAGGUCAAGAAUUCCAGAUAAAGUUUUUCAGCCUUCACCCGCAGAUCAUGAAAAAUAUGGUGGAGAUCCACAGCACCCUCAUAAACUGCAUAUUGUUACCAGAAUAAAAAGUACCAAAAGACGUCCAUACUGGGAAAAAGAUAUAAUAAAGAUGCUUGGAUUAGAAAAAGCACAUACUCCUCAAGUUCACAAGAAUAUUCCUUCAGUGAAUGCAAAACUGAAAGUGGUUAAACAUUUGAUAAGAAUCAAGCCCCUGAGGUUGCCACAAGGACUUCCAGCCGAGGAGGACAUGGCUAACACGUGUCUCAAGAGCACUGGGGAGUUGGUAGUGCGAUGGCAUCUAAGCCCUGUGGACCCGGAAGCAAUUAAGUCCUAAUGCCAGGGCAGUUUCAGGUUAAAAAGUGCAGAUCGUUUUUAUUUAAAGAUGGUGAGAAAGUGUUUUCAUUAAAAUAUAUUUUAAGUACUAGUCAUUUUCACCAACUAAA
This is a messenger RNA of Ceratotherium simum simum (southern white rhinoceros), 638 nucleotides long. RefSeq names its product mitochondrial ribosomal protein L30 (gene MRPL30). NCBI's taxonomy places the organism in Eukaryota, Metazoa, Chordata, Mammalia, Perissodactyla, Rhinocerotidae. The record is from RefSeq and is a predicted model, not a curated record. Gene Ontology annotation, biological process: translation. Gene Ontology annotation, molecular function: structural constituent of ribosome. Gene Ontology annotation, cellular component: mitochondrion; large ribosomal subunit.